AUGGAAGAGGCUGGUGGAGGUGGGUUUUGGGGUGCUACCAGCAUUGGGUAUGAGGUAGGAGACUGCCGAAGCAAGAGGAGGGGGUUAGGGGCGCCACCGCUGGAGGGAAAUGGAUUUGGGGGCAUCGUUGGAGCAGGGGGCGAGGGUCGGGUGACUGCCGGAGUAAGAGGUCGGGAUUGGAGGCACCACCAUUGGAGCAGGGGAAAGGGAUUUUGGGGGGGCAUCACUGGAGCAGGGGGUGGGGUUUGGGUGAUUGCCAUAGCAAGAGGUAGGGGGUUGGGAACGCCGUCGAAGUACGGGAAGGGAGUUGGAGGCCUCACCGGAACUGGGGAAAUGGGUUGGCUUCAAAGAGGAGAUAGAAAAUAG
Ilex paraguariensis (yerba mate) is the source of this 366-nucleotide messenger RNA. The record is from the annotation of a GenBank genome assembly. Lineage: Eukaryota; Viridiplantae; Streptophyta; Magnoliopsida; Aquifoliales; Aquifoliaceae.